AACACGUUAUACACGAGGAAAUAGAUCCAAAUUCAAACACAGUCGCUCAUUGGCAUUGUUGUGCGGGAAGUGUCGAGUUUAAAAGUAACAAUGUGCAGGUCCGUGUGUGUCCUCGCGCUCCUCGUCUUAAUCAGCCCAACUGCUGAAGCGUUGGACAAUGGUCUGGCGCUCAAACCCACAAUGGGCUGGCUGCACUGGGAGAGAUUCAUGUGUAACAUCGACUGUGACAAGGACCCCAAUAACUGCAUCAGUGAGCGUCUGUACAUGCAGAUGGCAGAUGUGAUGGUGAAGGAGGGCUGGAAAGAGGCCGGUUACGAGUACGUCUGCAUCGAUGACUGCUGGCCCUCCCACCAGCGCGAUGCCCAGGGCCGCCUGCAGGCAGACCCCAAAAGAUUCCCGGGGGGCAUCAAGAAACUGGCCGACUAUGUCCAUUCUAAGGGACUGAAACUGGGUAUCUAUGCAGAUGUGGGGAAGAAUACCUGUGCGGGAUACCCUGGCAGUCUGGGUUACUAUGAGACAGAUGCUCAGACGUUUGCUGACUGGGAUGUAGAUCUGCUCAAAUUUGAUGGCUGCUAUAUGGACUGGACCUUGGUUGGAGAAGGCUACGUCAACAUGUCAAAAGCACUGAACAAAACCGGAAGUAGUAUCCUGUACUCCUGUGAGUGGCCUUUGUAUGAGUGGAAGUUCAAACAGCCCAACUACACAGCCAUCCGCGAGGCGUGUAACCACUGGCGCAACUUUGCUGACGUGUACGACUCAUGGAGCUCUGUCAAGUCCAUCUUGGAAUGGACUGCUUCUCAUCAAGACAUCAUUGUCCCCGCGGCUGGACCUGGGGGCUGGAACGACCCCGAUAUGCUAGUGAUUGGGAACUUUGGCCUGAGUCAUGCCCAACAGGAGUCUCAGAUGGCAUUAUGGGCCAUCAUGGCAGCCCCUCUGCUCAUGUCUAAUGAUCUGAGGGACAUAUGUCCUCGCUCCAAGGAACUGCUGCAGAACAGACACAUCAUUGCCAUCAGCCAGGACCCACUGGGCAAGCAGGGAUACCGCACUGCCAAGGUGGACAGUUUUGAGGUGUGGGAGAGGACUCUGUCCCAGAACCGACUGGCCAUCGCUGUCCUGAACCAGCAGGAGAUUGGUGGUCCCCGAGGGUUCGUCAUCAGAGCGGCUCCUGGCUGGAAGAUCUGUAACCCCCAGUGUGAAGUCACACAGAUCCUUCCUCAGUACAAGGAGCUGGGUGUUCAGACUCUACAUACCAAAAUGGUUGUAUCAGUCAACCCCUCAGGCACUACUCUACUGACAGUCACUCCCAUCGGCAGCGACAUUACAGGGCUUAACAAGCUGUACUGGAGGGACUUAUCUGUCAAACGUAAGCACACCACCACUUUGUAGUCCUCAGGUGGUUAUGCACUUUAUCUGCUUAUACCAUUGUGAUUGAAUUAUAAAGAAGGUAAAGUGUUUUAUAGUCUAGUUUGCUUGAAUCAGCCUGGAUACAAUUACAGUACACCUGCUACCUUUUUAUCAUGUUGAAUAAACUGGAAAAUGUUGGAA
Perca fluviatilis (European perch) is the source of this 1545-nucleotide messenger RNA. RefSeq names its product galactosidase, alpha (gene gla). Gene Ontology annotation, molecular function: alpha-galactosidase activity. The record is from RefSeq and is a predicted model, not a curated record. The coding region runs from base 91 to 1386 and encodes 431 amino acids. Gene Ontology annotation, cellular component: cytoplasm. The transcript is spliced from 7 exons. Gene Ontology annotation, biological process: glycoside catabolic process; glycosylceramide catabolic process; oligosaccharide metabolic process. NCBI's taxonomy places the organism in Eukaryota, Metazoa, Chordata, Actinopteri, Perciformes, Percidae.